AAAUCCCACUUUUAACCAAAAUUAAAAAAGCCAAUUAAAAAAAUCUAGUCUUUCCUUUCGCUUUCUUCUCUCUCGUCAUCGCUGUAAAUAAGUUUCUCUCUCUGGGGGCUCAUGGAGGUUUGAUCAAUAUUCCCCCAUAAACAAGAUUUCUCAUCCUUCAUAAAAACAACAUUACGUAUUCCUACCAGAAGGAAACACUUUCGAGGUGGUGUUUGAUGGGGGCGUAUUGAUUCUUUGUGGGAUAUACCUAUUUGGGUUUUCUUAUUCCUCCUUCAAGAAAUAUCUAGAACGGGGUGCUCGAUUCAUCGCAUUCUAAGGGAUUGUUUUUUGGCAGAUUGGGGAUUCAACAGAAGUUCAUCGGAAGGCAAACCUGCAGAGACUAAUUGGUUUUGACCGUUACAACCAAUUCGUUUCGGGGUCUCAGAAACCUCGUUGGAGUUGUUGGUAGUUUGGUGAGAAGGAAGAAACUCUGCGAAGACAUGUCGAUUUCAGUUGAGUGAUUUCGGAUUGAUUGAGGUUUGACCAAACCUUCUGCGGAUAUAUCAUUGGGUGAAUUGUCUUGACGUGUGAAGUUUUGGACCCUUUUAUGAAUCUGAUUCCUAAGUGAGGCUGAUUUGCUUAAGAGGGAGCCAUGAGGUUUCUAAGCCUUGUGGGGAAUUCUUUCGGCUGUUCAGCCUCUGGGGAGAGAUUGGUUUCUGCAGCAAGAGAUGGCGACAUUCAAGAGGCCAAAGCCUUAUUGGAAUAUAAUCCUCGACUCGCGAGGUACUCUACUUUUGGAGUUCGAAAUUCCCCUCUGCAUUACUCUGCAGCUCAUGGCCAUCAUGAGAUAGUAUAUCUCUUGCUGGAAUCUGGAGUUGAUAUAAAUCUCAGAAACUAUCGGGGUCAGACUGCAUUGAUGCAAGCUUGUCAACAUGGUCACUGGGAGGUGGUACAGAUCCUGAUUCUGUUCAACGCCAAUAUUCAUAAAGCGGAUUAUCUUAAUGGAGGUACGGCACUGCACUUGGCUGCUUUAAAUGGCCAUUCCAGGUGUAUCCGUCUCCUCCUUGCAGACUACAUACCCAGCAUCCCUGACUUUUGGAGUAAACUGCAGAAAGGUGAUCAUAAAUCGAUCCCUGACUUUGAUGACAGUGGUCUUCGCGAGGUAAUUAACAGAACUUCUGAUGGAGGGAUCACUGCUCUGCAUAUGGCAGCAUUGAAUGGCCAUGUUGAAAGUGUGCAAUUACUCUUAGACCUGGGAGCUUAUGUGUCUGAGGUUACUGUAGAGGAUGGAACUACAAUUGAUCUAAUUGGUGCUGGGAGCUCCCCCCUCCAUUACGCUGCGUGUGGCGGAAAUGCUCAAUGCUGUCAACUUUUGAUUCUCAAAGGAGCCAGUCUAACUGCUGAAAAUGCAAAUGGAUGGACCCCCUUGAUGGUUGCUCGUUCAUGGCAUAGAAAUUGGCUCGAGAACAUGUUGACCAAUGGGCCAGAAGAAGACUUGCAAGUUCUUCCUUCGCCAUAUUUAUCUCUUCCACUUAAGAGCAUUGUGAAAAUUGCUAGAGAAUGUGGGUGGAGGGCAGUUGAAACAACAGCACCAUGUUCUGAUCCAUGUUCUGUUUGUUUGGAAAGGAAAUGUAUGGUAGCUGUGGAAGGUUGUGACCAUGAGUUCUGCACACAAUGUGCUUUGUAUCUUUGUUCAACAAACUCAGCUCCAACAACUAAUCAAGGACCGCCAGGCUCAAUUGCAUGUCCACUUUGCCGGCACGGCAUUGUGUCGUACGUCAAGCUUCCUGACACGAGACCGUUGAUGAAGGAUGUGUCCCGGAUCGCAAACUUGUCCCUAUCGUUUUGCACCUGUUCCAGUGAGAUAUUGGAGCCUGAAGAGGAGCCUCCCAGCAUGAAAACCCCCUUUUGCAAGCCAACUCACCGGGUUUCCCAUUCUGCUGCUUCGUUCCGCUCCCUGAGCUGCCAGAAGUUCCCUUCUUUCAGGCUCAACUCGAGCCUGUGCUUGGGAGCCGAUGUUAGCUCCUCCGUGGUUCCUAACCGGAGUCUGAGGAGCCACUUGCCGCGAUGUCCUGGUUCUGGUUUUAGAAGAACAUCUUCUGCCCAAGAGGGAAGAAAGUCAUCCUCUUGGUUUUGUUCACUGAAUCAAUCUGUUGCCACUGGAGAUGGAUUCUGAUUUUAUUUUGGGGUCUCUUUUCUCUUCUUAAUUCAUUCCGCAAGUUUUAGCAGUGCCCGGCCUACAAGCCCUUUAAAAAUCCCAUGAUGCAAAGCUCCAAACCUCUAUUGAUAGUCCAUAUUGGCUUGUAAAUACAAUACCACCCAUUUGUUCAGCAGAGGAAAAAAAAUUGCUUCUUUUUUCGACCGAAGUUCACACUUCAGUUUCUAGACAACCCCCCCCCCCCCAAAAAAAAUUUCUGUAGGGAAAUUCAAUGUUUAAGGAUAAAACCUACGUAGUGCAGAGACAUUAUUCAAAAUGUGCUACACGCGCAUGUGGUGUUUGCCAUGCGAGAAAGCUGCUGGUUACACGCGUCUUAUGUAUUCUCUCACAGUUAUAUUCUGCAAAUUCCUGUACUGGUCUUCAAGAUUAUGUCAAAAUUACAGCGUAUUUUUGGGAAAUCUUGAAUUUGUUACCAA
Messenger RNA from Neltuma alba, 2613 nucleotides. RefSeq names its product E3 ubiquitin-protein ligase XBAT32. NCBI's taxonomy places the organism in Eukaryota, Viridiplantae, Streptophyta, Magnoliopsida, Fabales, Fabaceae. The record is from RefSeq and is a predicted model, not a curated record. Gene Ontology annotation, molecular function: protein binding. The coding region runs from base 632 to 2155 and encodes 507 amino acids. The transcript is spliced from 11 exons.